UUUCUUUCGUCCGCGUGGCUUUUUACCUGAAUCCACCCCUCCCCGCACAGACAAAGCAGCCCAGCAUCGGCCCCGGCAACCAUUUGACGUCCGGAAGAUUGUUCUCGUCUCAUCACCAGGCAACGCGGAUCAGCAUCUUCUCCCUUUACUACUCCAUCCCUCUUUGAUACAGGACUCAAACACAACUGAUCACCAAGCAAGAUGCCAAAGGACGCAGCACCCGACACGAUGCCAGAGCUGGCGGCAACGACCCUCUUUGACGUGUCCGGCAAGGUCGGCCUCGUCACGGGCGGUGGCUCGGGCAUUGGCAAGAUGAUGGCGGCUGCAUACAUUCGCAAUGGAGCCAAGGUCUACAUCGCCUCGCGAAAGCUGCCCGAACUCGAGAAGCAGGCUGCAGCCCUCUCUGCCUUGUCCCCCAAGGGCAAAGUCAACGGCCCCGCCUGCAUUCCCCUCGAGGCUGACAUCUCGACAAAGGCGGGAUGCGACGCCCUGGCAAAGCAGAUCAAGGAACGCGAGUCGCAGCUCGACAUUCUUGUCAACAAUGCCGGCCUCACCUGGGGCGCGCCUCUGACCGACUUUCCCGAGGCAAAGGGCUGGGACAAGACGUUUGCCAUGAACGUCAAGUCGCAGUUCUACCUCACUGUUGCCCUUCUUGACCUCUUGGAAAAGGGAAAGAGCAACGAGAACCACGCCAGCGUCAUCAACAUCGCCUCCGUCGCUGCCUUUUCGCCCCUCGCCGAAUCGGGUCUGGCCGCCCCAGGCCAGGGCACCUGGUCUUACCAACCGUCAAAGGCAGCGUCUGUGCACCUCACCCGCACCAUGGCCAACUCGCUGGCCGAGAAAUUCAUCCUCGUCAACGCCAUUUGCCCCGGUGUCUUUCCCAGCAGGAUGACAGCCUACGGACUGGCUGAGAACAAGGACAUUCUCGAGGGCGUUCAGCCCACGGGCCGCAUCGGCUCGCCCCAGGAUAUUGGCGGCAUGGCCCUCUUCCUCUCUGGACGUGCUGGUGGUCAUGUCACUGGCCAGGCGAUUGCCGUCGACGGUGGCCAAAUGCUCCAAUUCAUGCCUCGCCUGUAGACACUAGCACCUCUACCGCUUUCCUUGGAAUUCCACUCGGCGCUGAUGGCCUGAGAAUGCAUUG
Acaromyces ingoldii is the source of this 1141-nucleotide messenger RNA. Its product is annotated as putative NADPH-dependent beta-ketoacyl reductase. The record is from RefSeq and is a predicted model, not a curated record. Bases 202 to 1077 code for a protein of 291 amino acids. NCBI's taxonomy places the organism in Eukaryota, Fungi, Basidiomycota, Exobasidiomycetes, Exobasidiales, Cryptobasidiaceae. The transcript has 8 exons.